Molecule: messenger RNA, 2343 nt
Organism: Geosmithia morbida
Lineage: Eukaryota; Fungi; Ascomycota; Sordariomycetes; Hypocreales; Bionectriaceae
Product: TPR repeat
Exons: 2
Coding region: 1-2343 (780 amino acids)
Molecular function (GO): protein binding
Source: RefSeq, a predicted model, not a curated record
AUGGCCGCCGUCAGCACCUCGCCACCUCCGACGUCGGCCGCCUCGACCGGCCAAGGCAACAACCACACAGCCGACCAGGCCAUCCCCAGGUCGUCGGUAGGCAGCAGCAGCGCUAGCCCCCAGCGUACGGGCCGGAAGCCCCUGUCCAUCUCCUCGAGCACCAUGGUCGACGGUGCUCGCAUCCGUGACGUCGGCCUCUCGCCCGUCAAGGUCAACUUCAGCCCGGCUCACCGGACAGAACCCUCCAACGCCGACGUAGAAAGCGCCCAGUCGAGAUCAUCCUCUCAGCAGUUCCACCUGCCCGACCGCCCGCGCUAUAAUAUGGACUCGCCCUCCGACUCCACGGCCGCCGCCGAGCCCUCCCGCCUCACGUCCGACUACCCUUCCUCUCCGCCCCGGCGCCUGCCGCCCCAGAUCCCAGGCUCCCAGAGCCUCGGCCCUACCGUCGGGGAGGCUGUCUCUGCCGACGGCCAGUCCCAGCCUGCCACGGCCUCGGCCUCUGCCGGGUCCGCCAUGAGCCCGACCGAGCGCGUGAGGAGACAGGACCUCUACCGCACCAGCCGCGAAUCCGACGAGACCACCAAUGCAUCCCAGCUGCCCGCCUCGACCGGGUCUUCCGCCGCCACCAGCGCGAGCUCCGUCUCGGGCGCCAACGACAGCGCCGACUGCGUCCCUAACGGGGACUCGCCCGGCAGCUCCGUCAUCCAGUCCGUUCCCCUGUUCCAGUACCACCACCAGCAGCAGGAGAAGCAGGAGAGGCAGCAGCAGGAGCAGCAGCUGAGACUGCCGCCCCAGCCGGUCAGCACGGCGCCCCUCGACCCGAACAGGAACUCGUCCACCCCGGACCUCUCGGACGGCAACGGCCCCGUCCGCCGCCACCUCACGCCGUCGUCGCAGUUCUUCCGGAGGAGCUCGAUGCCGCGGCCGCAGUCGUCGUACUCUACCCACUCGGACGGCGCGCCGCGUGGCCGCUCCCCCAACCUGACGCCGGGCUCGCACAUGCGCGCUCCGUCCAUGUCGUCGCGCAAGUCGCCCGACGUGCGCAACUCGACCUACGCCGAGCUCCUCAACGUGCCCUAUUCGCAGCAGGCCCCGCCUGUGUCGAUCGGCCUGGACAACUCGAACCUGCGCUCCGUCAUCGGCAACAACGCCUCGCUCCUCAGCACCCAGAAGACGCUCGACAUGUACCGCGCCAACGUCAAGAAGACCAACGACGUGUCGAUCCAGUACUCGUUUGCCGUCUUCCUCAUCUCGACGGCCCAGGAGCAGGGGCUCGACCCCGCGGACCCCAAGGCGCGCAAGCCCAGCCCGCAGCCGCCGCUGCGCGACCACGACAGCCCCGUCGCCGAGGCGGCCACGAGCAGCCCCUACGACCUGGUGCGCGAGGCCCGCCAGAUCCUGCAGCGCCUGGCCAGCGGCGGCUACCCGUUCGCGCAGUACUACCUGGCCGACGGCUACGCCUCGGGCCUGUUCAGCAAGGGCAAGGAGGACUACAGCUCGGCCUUCCCGCUCUUCGUGCUGGCGGCCAAGCACGGGCACGCCGAGUCGGCCUACCGCGCCGGGCUCUGCUACGAGUUCGGCUGGGGCUGCCGCGCGGACCCGGCCAAGGCGGUGCAGUUCCUGCGCAUCGGCGCGUCGAAGCGGCACCCGGGCGCCAUGACGCGCCUGGGCAAGGCCUGCCUGUCGGGUGACCUGGGCGAGAAGCGGUACCGCGAGGGCGUCAAGUGGAUGAAGCUGGCGGCCGAGGCGGCCGACGCGCAGUACAACUCGGCGCCGUACCAGCUGGCCUGCCUGUACGAGACGGGCUACGGCGACGACGUGUUCCGCGACCCGCGCUACGCGGCCGAGCUCUUCACCCAGGCGGCCGACCUCGGCCACCCCGAGGCCAACUUCCGCAUGGGCGACGCCUACGAGCACGGCCACCUAGACUGCCCCAAGGACCCGGCGCUGUCGGUCCACUUCUACACGGGGGCCGCCGAGAGGGGCCACGCGCCCGCCAUGAUGGGCCUGUGCGCCUGGUACAUGGUCGGGGCGCCGCCCGUCCUGGACAAGGAUGAGGAGGAGGCGUACGAAUGGGCCAGGAGGUCGGCCGAACUGGGCUUCGUCAAGGCUCAGUACGCCGUGGGGUACUUUACAGAGAUGGGCAUCGGAUGCCGACGCGACAUCCUCGAGGCGAACGUGUGGUACGUCAAGGCCGCCGACGCUGGCGACGAGAGAGCCAAGCAGCGGCUUGCGAUCAUCCAGUCUGCCAUUAGCGGGCAGGGCGUGCCGAUGGAAGUGGCGCCGCCGAGGGCGAACAAGAUCGUCAAGGAGAACAAGGACAAGGACUGCAUUGUGAUGUAG